GAGAUUGUCAUCUUUUCCCCCCCCUUUCCAAAAAAACUCUGGAAAAUCGUCAAUAACAAUCAGUUUGCAUCAAUUUGGUGGGACCGUGAUGGGACUUGCAUAGGGAUAAAUGAGAAGCUGUUUGAAAAAGAGAUUUUGGAAAGGGUUGGUCCUAACAAGAUGUUUGAAACAGAUUGUAUGAAGAGUUUCAUCCGCCAGCUCAAUCUCUACGGCUUCAGCAAAAUGCGUCAGGACAUGCAUAGAUCUGUCUGCCUCACUAAGUUUUUCACAGAAGAAAGACCAGUGUGCAUCAUGAGCAGGGCAGAGUUCUACUGCAGUCCCUACUUUAAAAGAGACUCCCCUCACCUUCUUACAAGGAUGAAGAGAAGAGUGAGCGUUAAAACGGCUUUAAAAUAAGCUCUGGAAAAGGGUUGCUACCAGAUGGAGAGCAAACCAGAAUCCCCGAAAUCUCUUCCAGCAACCACAGCCACUGAGCAACAAGGUCCCACAUCUCCAAAUGAGAAUGAGAAUCAGCAAGAAAUACUGGAGAAUGAAGAACUUGAUGACUCUGCUCACACAGCAACUCCAGGGAUGGAACUGGAGCCAACCAUGGCGAGUCACGAGGCUACGGUAAACCAGUCGACUGAGUUUCAAGGCCAGCCAGAGACUGGCCAGGCUACGGUUAUUCCACAUGACACAGAUGCCACUGAAUUGGCUGAGGCCCCCUUUGUCUGUGGUGCCACGUCUUCCACACAGGUGAAUUCUUACCAGCCUGUAAUGGGCCUUCCUGCUGUUUCUCCCAGGUACGCUGGUAUGCCAACCAUGCCACUUCCUUUGGCCAGCCUGCUGCCCUUCUGCAGUCCCUGGAUGCCUGGGCCUGUCAUGGCUUUUGGGUCCCCUGCCUCCAUGUCUGUGUUUCCUCCUCCCCCAGCAACGUACCACUACUGGGCCAACUGCCACUACUCUGACUGCAUGCCACCUGUGUGCCCA
Molecule: messenger RNA, 969 nt
Organism: Choloepus didactylus (southern two-toed sloth)
Lineage: Eukaryota; Metazoa; Chordata; Mammalia; Pilosa; Megalonychidae
Product: heat shock transcription factor, X-linked-like
Exons: 2
Biological process (GO): regulation of DNA-templated transcription
Molecular function (GO): DNA-binding transcription factor activity; sequence-specific DNA binding
Source: RefSeq, a predicted model, not a curated record